UGUGUGACAUCUUUCAAGAAUGGCAGUGCGAAGACUAAACACUUCGUUGUAAAAAUCUGCGUCAGAUUGACGGUGUUGUGAGUCAAAAUUGGGUGAGAAGUUUGUUUACAAUUUUUAGAUGUAAAAAAUCAUGCUGGGAGAGCCAAGCAUAACAGAUGAGUUGCAGACCUUGAAGAAAAGGCUGAAGUCAUGGGAAGCAGAGUUUACCUCCAAAGAGGGAUACAAACCAGGAAAGGAUGAUAUUGAGAAUGGCCCAGUAGAAGUGAAAGAUGCCUACCAGCAAUAUAAAAAAUUAAAAAGACAGCAAGAGCAGACCAAAUCAGCAGCAGCAGAUGAUGUUUGGGGUCCUAAUUGUAACAAGACUAAACCUCUCAAGGACUCCGCAAAAUCUUCAGCUAUCACAAAGUGUGGAGAUUCAGUAAUGGACAAAAUAGGAAUGAAACUGAAAGCUGCUGCACUAAUUCAGACAAAGAAGCUUCCUGCAGUAAGGCAGGAUACACCAAAACCAGUUAGAAAUACGAGAAAAGUCUCUGUGUUCAAAGCAAAUUCCCAAGACAGGUGUGACAGAGAUCAUGAUAUUGCAGAGAAAAAGAAUACAUAUGGCAAUAAAACUCAACCACCUCCCAAUGAAAAUAUAAAAGACAAUGCACAGGGGGAGAAGUUAUCCUGUGAUUCUCCAAAAUCUGGAAUAUUUUCAAAAGCUCUUCAGUUGUCAAAGUUUGGCCAUAGUGUAGCGACACCAGGGGGAAAAAGAAACCAUGAUGAGGCGCCAUCUUUUGUCAGACCCUCUCUGGUUCACAAGCGGGCAUCGUUGCCCCCAGGGUGGCAUGCCAACGCUGACAGUUUGGUGAAAGAGCCAGAAAUAUCACCAUCAUCCUCAAGAAGUCCCAGUAGAGGUAAUAUAAUUGGUACUGAGAAAAGUUUUGAAGGUGAGGCAAGGGACAGUGAACUGAAUAAAAAGUCUUGGAGAAGGCUUGAUCAAAUGGGUAUGCAUGAUGUUCCAAGCCAGGAUCAACAGGGAAAAGAAAGUGUCACCAUGAAUAUGCCCCCAUUAGAAAAGGAGACUCAUUUUGAAGAACGUUCCAGCACUUCAAAGGAAAUGAAAGCACAGACCUUGGUUUCAUUACAAAAAGAAUUAUCCACAGAGAGGACAGAUGUGCCUUUCUCUGACCUCGUACACACUGCCAGGGGGGUUGCUUGGGAACCAAUAUGUGAUAAAAGAAGAAACAAAGUAUCAUCUGAGGAUAAAAAAAAUAUCCCUGAUAAUUUGGAUCAAAGUUCUGAAAACGGUUUGAACAGUGCUGUUAUUGAUAAGAAUGAAGAUAGUAGGAACAAUGGUUGUUUACAGAACAAUGCAGCUCCAUCUGGGUCUAAGAGAAAGAGACAACCAAGUAAAGUUAUGAAUGAUGAUGUUGAUGCAAAAUCUUCAAGAAGUGAGCAGUGGAGAGAAGAGAAUGGGAAUAGUGAAAAUGACCAAGAUCUUUCUGAAGAAGAGGAAAUAAAACCAAAGAAGAGGAAAGUGACAAAAGCUAGGACAAUAGCUCCAAAGCCCAUAUCCUCAGAAAACUUUGUCAGGCUAAACAUGAAGGUGAAGAAAUUCUCCAAAAAAUCCAAGCUGAACUUCAAGCAAUACAAACGUCAACAGUGGAAGAAGAAAGUUGGCGAGCGAAGUAAAAGUUAUGGAAAUAAAUGUUUCAAAUGUGGUCAAGAGGGCCACUGGGCUAACAAGUGUCCCAAUAAAGGGAACAGUUUUGGUGCACCAAAAGAGGAGGCAGAUGAUGGAUUUGAUGCCAGUGAUUUUCCCAGUCUGAGAGAGGCAGCUAUGAUGGCAAGGGGAAUUAAACCUUCGGAUAGAACACAGGACGGCAAAGAAGAAACCUCAACAAAAGAAAGAGGCACUGGAAAAGCUCCAAACAAAGCUCCAAACAGAACACAAGAUGGAGGCACCGUCCAAGAAGAGCCUCCCUCUGUGCCAGACAUAAGUGCUGUUGAACUUGAGGAUGAGAUGGUGGUGAGAGUAACCAGAGAGUCGCUGCCAUCCAGGCCCUCCAUGGAGCCUUACUACCAGCCGAACAGUGACGGCUCACCACAUGGUGAGAUGUUCUACAUCUGUCUUAACCAUUGUGAUAAUACCCAUAGUCAUUNAACAAAUAGUGAAAAUGACCAAGAUCUUUCUGAAGAAGAGGAAAUAAAACCAAAGAAGAGAAAAGUGACAAAAGCUAGGACAAUAGCUCCAAAGCCCAUAUCCUCAGAAAACUUUGUCAGGCUAAACAUGAAGGUGAAGAAAUUCUCCAAAAAAUCCAAGCUGAACUUCAAGCAAUACAAACGUCAACAGUGGAAGAAGAAAGUUGGCGAGCGAAGUAAAAGUUAUGGAAAUAAAUGUUUCAAAUGUGGUCAAGAGGGCCACUGGGCUAACAAGUGUCCCAAUAAAGGGAACAGUUUUGGUGCACCAAAAGAGGAGGCAGAUGAUGGAUUUGAUGCCAGUGAUUUUCCCAGUCUGAGAGAGGCAGCUAUGAUGGCAAGGGGAAUUAAACCUUCGGAUAGAACACAGGACGGCAAAGAAGAAACCUCAACAAAAGAAAGAGGCACUGGAAAAGCUCCAAACAAAGCUCCAAACAGAACACAAGAUGGAGGCACCGUCCAAGAAGAGCCUCCCUCUGUGCCAGACAUAAGUGCUGUUGAACUUGAGGAUGAGAUGGUGGUGAGAGUAACCAGAGAGUCGCUGCCAUCCAGGCCCUCCAUGGAGCCUUACUACCAGCCGAACAGUGACGGCUCACCACAUGCUGUGACCAAGGAUGUAUACAAAGCCUUGAACAAAUUUGGCUACACAGCUUUUAGACCUGGUCAGGAAGAAGCCAUUACCAGGAUUCUCUCAGGUCUGUCUACCCUGGUAGUACUCUCUACAGGUGCUGGCAAGUCCCUGUGUUAUCAGCUGCCAGCCUAUAUGUAUGCUCAGAAGACUAAAAGUAUUGCCCUGGUCAUAUCUCCACUGGUGUCACUGAUGGAAGACCAGGUCACUGGUCUCCCUCCUGGCAUUCACGGUGCUUGCCUCCACACAAACAUGACCAAAGUCCAGCGAGAACGGGUCAUCGAGAGUGUCACAGAGGGCAAAGUUCACUUCCUGUUGGUGUCUCCCGAGGCCAUUGUGGGGGGCGGGGGGACCUCAGGGUGUUUCCCAACUCCUGCUAGCCUCCCUCCUAUAUCAUUUGCCUGUAUUGAUGAGGUGCACUGUGUGUCGGAGUGGUCACACCACUUCAGGCCGUCUUAUCUCAGGCUGUGUAAGGUUUUGAAGGAGAGACUGGGAGUGCACUGUUUCCUAGGACUGACAGCUACUGCUACCUUGUCUACAGCCAGUAGUGUUGCCCAGCACCUGGGAAUAACUGAUUACAAACAGGCCACCAUCAGAGGGGCACCUGUACCACCUAACCUGACCCUGUCUGUGUCCAGGGAUGAGGAUAAGGAACAGGCCCUGAUAGACCUUUUACAAGGGGAGAGGUUUGCCAGCUUGGACUCCAUCAUCAUCUACUGCAGCAGACGACAGCAGACGGAGCGGCUAGCCACCUUGAUAAGAACCUGCCUCAAGGACAAGGCUCCUCUGGAAAGUGAAGAAAGUAAAGCUGUUGGAGAAGAUAAGAAAAAGAAAGGAAAAGGUAAAGCCACAGCCACCAAACCCAAAUCUGCAGGAGAUGCGGAGAGCUAUCAUGCUGGCAUGACUGCAGCUCAGCGAAAGCGUGUGCAGAAUGCAUUCAUGUCUGGCAGACUGCGUAUUGUCGUUGCUACAGUGGCGUUUGGAAUGGGAUUGGACAAGGCUGAUGUACGCGCUGUCAUACACUUUACCAUGCCGAAAAGUUUCGAAAGUUACGUACAGGAGAUAGGGCGUGCAGGGAGAGAUGGGAAACUGUCACACUGUCAUUUGUUCCUGGAUGCAGAGGGAGGUGAUAUGUGUGAACUGAAGAGACAUACCUAUGCUAACACAGUUGAUAGAUACACCAUCAAGAAACUGCUGAAGAAGGUGUUCACACCUUGCAUGUGUAGAGCAGUACAGGAGAGGAGACUGCAGGCACUCAAGGAGUGUGCCUUUGAAGAUGAUGGUAUUGACUAUAGCCAGCUUGAUGACACUGCUUCUACCACCACUGGGACACACCAGCCUCUGGCUGAGCAGCCAACAGAAGAGACAACCACACCAAACAAAAGCCCUGCCCCUCCUAUUAACACUGAUGGAGAACUGGGGCUUUUCUCUCCCCCCAAACCCAGCAGACUUUGCCCUGGGCAUGAGAGGGGGAUUGCUAUAGAGAAAACUGUCAUGGAUCUGGACAUGAAAGAAGAAGGUAUCUCCACUCUAUUGUGUUACCUGGAACUCCACCCUAAGAAGUGGAUAGAGAGCCUGCAGCCAGUGUAUGCCACCUGUUCACUGCAGUGUUAUGGAGGGGUCAGACAGCUACAGGCCUUGGCCAAGAAGUGUCCCCCAGUGGCAGUAGCUAUAGCCAAGUCUAAGCAGAGAGGUGACCAGCUGACCAACAGUCUAGACUUCAAUGUGGUGGAGCUCAGUGACUGUAUGGGGUGGGACUCUGGUCCAGUGAAGAGAGAACUGAAACAAUUAAUGUGGAGCAUGGACACAGCAGGCACUGGUAUUCCUCAUAAAACAGGAGUCAUGGUGGAAUUCUCGGACUUGGCAUUUCACCUCCGUUCCCCUGGCGAUUUGACCGACGCAGAGCUGGACGAGGUCCUGGACUUCCUAAAUGAACGAGUCCAGAUGCAAGAGAAGGCUGAACUGUACCAGCUGCAGAAAUUGCAUGAUGCUUUACAGAGCGUCUCCUUCAAAAACUACUACCACUGUUCAGAUGAUGUUGACAUGAAAAGAAGUGACAAGCUCAGAGCCAUGUUAACAGAUUACUUUGAAAUGAAGCCAGAGCAUUCUAGUAACAUGGGAAGAAUUAGUAAAUUAUCUUUCAGCAGAGAAUUGGAGUGUUCUACCUCAGGACCGAAUGAGGAGGACUCUUGUGAAAAUGAGGGUUAUGUUCGUGGUGAUAUUCGUGGCUUCAUCUCCCUGUAUGGUCAGGAGCACGUUCUGUCAGGAAGAACAAUAGCGCGUAUCUUUCAUGGCAUAGACAGUCCAUGUUUCCCAGUCAAGACAUGGGGCCGGGUCAGGAAAUACUGGAGGGCACACCUGGAUGUGAAUUUUAACUAUUUGAUCAAAAUGGCUACACAGGAACUUGUCAGGAUGCGAUAAUUUGGAAGUUUUUUUUUUUUUUUUCAAUAAAAGUACUUCCAAAAAUUUUUGAUCAAAUAUUCAAGGAAGAUAGAGAUUGAUUUCUUUUUCAGAAUUUAAUAAUGACAUAAAUCAGCAGUUAUGUUCCUUCUCUGAAGGAUUUUUACAUGUAAAUGAUUAUUUUUCAGAUUGCUUUGGAUAAAGUGCUUGAAAACCUAUUACCAAUAUUUUGUAUACAUGGAAUAUAUUUAUUUUUAUUACAUCAUAUUUGUGUUUAAUGAAAAUUUCUCAAAUAAAAAU
Messenger RNA from Lingula anatina, 5509 nucleotides. RefSeq names its product ATP-dependent DNA helicase Q4. Gene Ontology annotation, biological process: double-strand break repair via homologous recombination. Gene Ontology annotation, cellular component: chromosome; nucleus; cytoplasm. The record is from RefSeq and is a predicted model, not a curated record. Gene Ontology annotation, molecular function: nucleic acid binding; four-way junction helicase activity; ATP binding. NCBI's taxonomy places the organism in Eukaryota, Metazoa, Brachiopoda, Lingulata, Lingulida, Lingulidae.